Messenger RNA from Chondrus crispus (carragheen), 852 nucleotides. RefSeq lists its product as hypothetical. The record is from RefSeq and is a predicted model, not a curated record. The transcript has a single exon. The coding region runs from base 1 to 852 and encodes 283 amino acids. NCBI's taxonomy places the organism in Eukaryota, Rhodophyta, Florideophyceae, Gigartinales, Gigartinaceae.
AUGCGCCUUGCUGCUCUCCGAGCGGACUCUGCAGCAGAUGUGGAGGCUCUCAACUUUCCAGAAUUCCUUCUCAGCGUCGGGGAAGGCAGACUUCAAGGCGAACAGCGCCCGGAAUGGAUCUCACUACCACAGUCCGUUGCGUUCGAGCACACCAUCCGCAAUUUAUGCCUCAAGGUCUUCCAAGGCAUUCGAGACAAUCACGCCGACCCUGCCUGGCUCACCAAGCGCGUUAUACUCACCACAAAGAACAGGCCGCUCGAGGAAGUCAACGAGGUCAUCGGCAACAUGAUUCCGGGAUCGUAUCGAACGUAUUUGAGCGCAGACAAGGUCGACAACGAGGACACCAACGCGCUGAUCUAUCCCACAGAAAUGCUCAACACCUUGACCGCCGGAUCUGCUCUACCAGACCACAAGCUCAAGCUCAAGAAAGGCUUCAUCGUCAUGCUUCUGCGCAAUCUCGAUCCCGCUACCGGUCACGUCAACGGCGCGCGAUAUGUCAUCCAGAACAUGACCAACAACCUGCUCUUUCUACACGUUACCACCGGUUCACACCAAGGCAACAGACUGUGUCUUCCUCGAAUGCCCUGCGGACCAGGAGACGACAACUUUCCCAUCCCUGGCUUCACCCGAACGCAGUUCCCCAUUCGCACGUGCUUCGCCCUUACAACGAACAAAGCGCAAGGCCAAUCCUUCGGUGGCCGCAUUGGUCUCGACUUACGAGAUCACUGCUUCUCGCACGGUCAACUCUAUGUCGCACUAUCAAGGACUACUCACCCAGGCAACGUCACUGUCCUCACUCGAGAGUCCAAUGAAACCACGCGAAACGUAGUGUACCCCGAGGUCCUUCAGUAG